AUGAAAUCACAGCAAGAACUCAGAGAGGCCAUUGAGAACACGGCGAGACAGUUCUUAGGUGCCUACAAAGAAGCCGGAGAACAAAACGACCCAGCCAUCAUCAACCGCGAUGUCACCGAAUCUUGCAAAAGAUACUUCAAGCCAGCCGGUGUUCUUCAGCUAUUCGGAUCGCCUCCGGUAGAUGGCUUGAGUAACGCCGACUACGAAGCCGCCAUGGCGCUCGACCUCCAGAAAUAUGUAGUCACCUACAGCGACAUUUCCGACGUGACUGUUGACACCGAGUCGCGCAAGUCUGCGGCAACGACUGUGACAGGCAUGAAAUACAAGGAUGGCGAAGAGGAUGUUAUAGAACAUUCGUGGGUCUUGGACUUUAAUGAGGAUGGGUCUAAGGUUACAAAGGUCAUCGAGUUUUGUGAUAUGGAUGGGCUGAGGAGGAUGUUCGUCAAAGUGUACAGUGACAAGCAAGAUAGCAAAUAG
Messenger RNA from Fusarium musae, 477 nucleotides. RefSeq lists its product as uncharacterized. The coding region runs from base 1 to 477 and encodes 158 amino acids. Lineage: Eukaryota; Fungi; Ascomycota; Sordariomycetes; Hypocreales; Nectriaceae. The transcript has a single exon. The record is from RefSeq and is a predicted model, not a curated record.